AUGGAGUCACAUACUUCGUAUCCUCAAGGCUCUAUGAGCCCAGAACAAAACUUUGCCGGCUACUCUUACUCGACUCGAUACUCUACCCCCGUUCGUGACGACGACUCUUCUGUGUAUGAGCCAUCAACUGUCUAUUCUCAAAGAAGCGAUGUUUCGUUUCAAGGUUAUGCUGGAGGUCUAGGUAUCACAAGUAACCCUUAUGGUCCUUUGCCCGAUGAGAUCGGCUACAAUGUAGGUUUCACGAGAGCACAUGGAGAGCCAAUAGCUGAGCCAACGAAGCAGAACCGUCUCCCGUACACUCCGGAAGCGUCACCUUCAGCACCUUGCCCAUCUAGCGAUGCAAUUACCACUCGCAGCGGUCUCAAUAUCGCUAAGAAAUUGCUUACCACACGAUCACCAGCGGUGAGAACUGGUCGAGUUCAGAAGAGAAGCCGUGCAGAGAAAACCAAGAAUGCCACCAACAUGCUUUCAAAACCGCUUUCCGAAGCUGCCAGAGACUUUCCCGAUAUUCACGUUGCUGAUAUCGAGGCCUUUGUCAGUCGACCAACUGAAGAGAGACUAUCAGAAACUUCGCGUAACAAAAAGGCUGGUCAGAUCAAACGUCCCAUGAAUGCUUUUAUGCUAUACCGAAAGGCGUACCAGGAAGUCGCUAAGACGCAAUGUUCUCAGAACAACCACCAGCAUGUCUCAAAAGUCUGCGGUGCCGCAUGGGUCUUGGAGCCAGCGCAAAUCAAAGAGAAUUUUGAUCAAUGGGCCAGAAUAGAGCGUGUGAACCAUCAGCGAGCGCACCCCGGAUACAAGUUCACACCCUCAAAGCCACGAAAGGCCAAACGGGAUGGGGAUGGGGAUGGCAAUGACGACUAUUCAGACAACGACUCAGAUUGGAACGGCGGACGUACCCGGAAGUCCAGAUUCCGCCAUGCUACACGACUAAGCGAGACACCAGUCGCCUACGAUGCUGCGGGCAAUGCGAUCGGAGAGCCAGCCAUGCCAUCUUACCAUGACAUGUAUGCUUACCCUGCUCUAGGUCGGCCUCAUUCACUGCCAUACGACGAUAUCACACCCAACUCAUUUGACCUGGGCAUUCGUCAGUACAGUGAUCUCAACAUCAAUAGCGAAGUAAUCAGCAGAACCCCUUCUCCUGGUGCCAUCGACUACCCCGUACACGGGCUUGAUGGAUUCGCCAACUACUACGGACCACCUGGAUCAGGUUUUGACAAUGCCGCUCCCCAUCUCUUCGGACCUGCUCAGUACGAUAUCUAUGAUGGGAUCCCUGCCAGCGUCCCUUUUGACCAAGAAGGCUGGGUGUCUCACAUGGAAAGUGGUCAAGACCUGAUGCCAGUCAUGGGAGGUUACGAAGACACCACAGCACAAGACGUGUACCUGAAGGGAAGCAAAGAUGAUUGGAAAGUCGAAAUCAUGGACGAGCCUGGUCACUUCGAGGAUUGGUAUGCACAGACUGAGCAGGGGCUCCAGUGA
Fusarium mangiferae is the source of this 1479-nucleotide messenger RNA. RefSeq lists its product as uncharacterized. Gene Ontology annotation, molecular function: DNA-binding transcription factor activity, RNA polymerase II-specific; RNA polymerase II cis-regulatory region sequence-specific DNA binding. Lineage: Eukaryota; Fungi; Ascomycota; Sordariomycetes; Hypocreales; Nectriaceae. The transcript is spliced from 2 exons. Gene Ontology annotation, cellular component: nucleus. Gene Ontology annotation, biological process: regulation of transcription by RNA polymerase II. The record is from RefSeq and is a predicted model, not a curated record. The coding region runs from base 1 to 1479 and encodes 492 amino acids.